Messenger RNA from Microdochium trichocladiopsis, 2304 nucleotides. RefSeq lists its product as uncharacterized. Gene Ontology annotation, biological process: protein deubiquitination. The transcript has 4 exons. Gene Ontology annotation, cellular component: nucleus; cytosol. The record is from RefSeq and is a predicted model, not a curated record. NCBI's taxonomy places the organism in Eukaryota, Fungi, Ascomycota, Sordariomycetes, Xylariales, Microdochiaceae. Bases 1 to 2304 code for a protein of 767 amino acids. Gene Ontology annotation, molecular function: cysteine-type deubiquitinase activity; cysteine-type endopeptidase activity.
AUGAGUUUCCUCAACAAGUGGAAAACGGGCUCGACGAACGCCUCGAGCCCGGCUGCCAAAGAUGCGCAAAAGAAGAAGGAGAAGGAGGAGGCCGAGCCUGAAGUUACACCCCUGGAGAAGAUGCUCUUAACCGCGGGUGCAGUGCGGGAGGACGGGAGCGACAAGUUCUUUGGCAUGGAGAAUUUUGGCAAUACCUGCUAUUGCAACUCGAUCGUCCAAGCCCUUUACUUUACCUUGCCAUUUCGACAACACGUUCUCAACUACCCGGUUCUGUCGCCCUCGUCGACACCAAACGGCGAGAAACCCAAGGUCAACGUCACCAUCCGCGCCCCUACAGCAGUGAUCAAUGGUAGCGGACCGGCCGCGCAGAAACCCUUGACAGCUGCGGAAGCCAUGGCGAAGCGCAAGGCAAUCAACUCGGGACAACUACCGCCAGGCCAACCAAUCCGACCAGAAGACAAGCCAGACACCCCGGAAUACAAGAAAAAACAAGCCAUGCUCAAGGGGCCUAUAUUAGAACUCGCACAGGACAACAGCAGCGCAUACGGCAUGGAUGAGUGCUCCUUCACGGCCUUGCGAGACAUCUUCACUACGCUGGUCGAGAGCGGCGUCCGGACAGGAGUCUUGAGUCCGCAGCGCUUCCUCGAGAUUUUUAAGCGCGACAAUGAGAUGUUCCGCAACUCGAUGCACCAAGAUGCCCACGAGUUCUAUGGCCUCAUCCUGAAUGAUGUCAUCGCCAAUGUGGAGAGCAACGCCCAGCGACUUCUAAAGCACCAGGCAGACGCUGCCGCAAGAGAAGGCACCACUGCGUCACUGGAGCAGGCUUUGGGGGCGGUCGCCAAGAGCUCCCAGAAUGGCAUGAACUCGCCUGGAACUGGCUGGGUGCACAACAUCUUUGAAGGACUAUUAACCUCGGAAACAAAGUGCUUGACUUGUGAGACGGCGUCACAAAGAGACGAAACUUUUCUUGAUCUCUCCAUCGAUCUUGAGGAGCACUCCUCGGUAACCGCAUGCCUCCAGAAAUUCUCCGCGGAGGAGAUGCUCUGCGAGCGGAACAAAUUCCACUGCGACAACUGUGGAGGACUUCAGGAAGCUGAGAAGCGCAUGAAGAUCAAACGCCUUCCCAAAGUGCUUGCGUUGCACCUGAAGCGCUUCAAGUACACAGAGGAUUACAGCAGGCUGCAGAAGUUGUUUCAUAGGGUGGUCUACCCGUAUCACCUGAGAAUGUUCAAUACCACAGAUGAGGCCGAAGACCCAGAUCGCAUAUACGAGCUUUACGCGGUAGUAGUACACAUUGGUGGCAACGCAUACCACGGGCACUAUAUCUCAGUCAUCAAGACGGAAGACCGAGGCUGGCUGCUAUUCGACGACGAGAUGGUCGAGCCCGUCGACAAACAUUACGUCCGCAAUUUCUUUGGCGAUAAGCCCGGCACAGCGUGUGCCUAUGUGCUAUUCUACCAAGAAACGACCUUCGAGAAAGUACGCGCUGAGCAGGAGGCCGAGGGUCUAGAGGAAGUCCGGCUAGCGAGUGAGAAGGCCAACAUCGCCCAGGAGAAUGGUGCAGUCAAUGCUACUGCAGCUCCUAUCACCAAGCAGACUACGUUGCCGGUCACGCAGCCAGAAGAAACUGGUGGCUUGGCCAAGCUGGAACACGCGGCUACCGCACCCGGUAUAGCAACGACUCCGGUCGCACCGCCUGUGCCGGCAGUACCAAGCCAAGCUGAAGUCACCUCGCCUCAAGGGCUGUCUCGGUGGGGCACCAUCAAAGGAGACUCGAAGAGCAAGGAGGACAAGAAGGAGGCCAAAGCUCUCGAGAAGGCACGGAAGCAGGCUGAGAAAGACGAGCAAAAAGCGAAAGAGAAACAGCGCAAGGAGAACGAGAUUCGCCUGCGCGAGGCGCGCCGAACGGAGGCGGACAACCUCAAGAAGGCCAUGGAAGAGAGUAGAAAGACUUUUGACGAAGAUGAAGGCAAGCGGAAAGACACGGAUUCGUCAGCAGCGACGGCCACUCCAACGUCACCGGCUGCCGACUCCGCGACCGCCUCCAACAACGGCACACCGAACUCUCUCAACAGAAGCAGCACUGGCGCGCACAUCAACAUGGCGCGGAAGAGCUUCAGCUUCCUCAACAAGGACAAACUCAAGCGAGACAGCGCCGAGGUUGAGAAUACCCAUGCCUUUGGCAGCGGCGACGCCAAUCACGGGAGCGGCAAAGCCAGCGGUGACGCCUUUGAGCCAAAGUCGCUCAAAAAGACAUUCACAUUUGGGCUGGGCCGGAAGAAGAGCAAAAAUGUGCUCUCUUGA